This is a messenger RNA of Acipenser ruthenus (sterlet), 4551 nucleotides long. Its product is annotated as zinc finger protein OZF-like. Gene Ontology annotation, molecular function: RNA polymerase II cis-regulatory region sequence-specific DNA binding; DNA-binding transcription factor activity, RNA polymerase II-specific. Bases 158 to 1789 code for a protein of 543 amino acids. Gene Ontology annotation, biological process: regulation of transcription by RNA polymerase II. The record is from RefSeq and is a predicted model, not a curated record. Lineage: Eukaryota; Metazoa; Chordata; Actinopteri; Acipenseriformes; Acipenseridae. The transcript has 3 exons. Gene Ontology annotation, cellular component: nucleus.
UUUUUUUAUCGGAGUGGUUUUAGUUAUUAUAGUGACUGUUUAGAUAUGAAACGGAAGGCUUGAAGUCGACUAAAGGAAGGGAUAAUAACACAACGACUUACACCGACUGCAGAAAGAGGAGAGAGUGAGAACAGGUCACUCAAAGGAAGUUUCUGAGAUGGAAGCAGCUCACAUCAGCCCAGAGCUUCCUAUUCGAUGGGUUGUUUCUGCAGACAGGACUGUUGAGAUCAAGGAGGAAGUGACUGAGCUGGGGUGUGACCAGGCCAAUGAGCGGAUCCUGCAGGAGGAAACGCCACCUUCUAGCAUCACUGAGAGAGGUACAUGUAUUAAGCUUUCUGAACUGGAACCUGUCACUAUUAAAAAGGAAACCGCAGAACUAGAACCUGUUCACAUUAAGAUAGAAGUCACAGCGCUGGAACAAGUCUAUAUUAAAGAGGAGAGUCCUGCACUAGAGUCGGUCCAUAUUAAAGAGGAGAGUCCUGCACUAGAAUCGGUCCAUAUUAAAGAGGAGGCCUCUGAACUGGAACCUGACCCUGUUAAACCAGCAGUAAACAAGCUUGAGGCUUUAUUAAAUGAAGGAGAAGCAUCUCAUGACAUGUAUGCUAAUGGAGAGGAGGGGACUGAGCUGGGUUCCAUUCAGAGGAAACCUCGCAUCUCCCAGCAAGAGGCUAUCCAAAUACAUCCUUCAUCUCAACAUGAACCAAGGUCACCUUCACCCUGUGGGACAACAAUGUUAGAAAAAACACACCAUCAAAUUCACACAGGACAUAAACCACACCACUGUAAUGAAUGUGGAAAGAUCUUCACUCAAUUGGUAAAGUUUCAAAGACACCAGCGAACUCACACAGGAAAGAAAAAUUACCAGUGUAAUGAUUGUGGAAAGAGCUUCAGUGAAUUAGGAAAACUUAAACAACACCAUCGACUUCACACAGGAGAGAAACCUUACCAGUGUAACGAAUGUGUGAAAAGAUUCUCUCAAUUACAAAGUCUUAAAAUACACCUGCGAACUCACACAGGAGAGAAACCUUACCAGUGUAAUGAAUGUGUGAAGAGCUUUUCUCAGUUACAAAGACUUAAAAUACACCAGCGAACUCACACAGGAGAGAAACCACAUCACUGCAAGGAAUGUGGAAAGAGCUUCAGUCAAUUGCCAAACUUUAAAAGACACCAGCGAACUCACACAGGAAAGAAACCUUACCUGUGUAAUGAAUGUGGAAAGAGCUUCAAUGAAUUAGGAAAACUUAAACAGCACCAUAGUCUUCACACAGGAGAGAAACCUUACCAGUGUAAUGAGUGUGGAAAGAGCUUCACUCAGUUACAAAGUCUUAAAAUACACCAGCGAGCUCACACAGGAAAGAAACCUCACCAAUGUAGUGAAUGCGGAAAGUGCUUCAGUGAAUUAGGAAGUCUUAAAAAACACCAGCGAAUUCAUACAGGAGAUAAACCUCACCACUGUAAUGAAUGCAGGAAAAGCUUCAGUGAAUUAAGAAGUCUUACAAAACACCAGCGAAUUCACACUGGAGAGAAACCACACCACUGUAAUCAAUGCGGGAAGCGCUUCAGUGAAUUGGGACAUCUUAAAAGACACCAACGAAUUCACACAGGAGAGAAACCUCACCACUGUACAGAAUGUGGGAAGAGCUUCAAUGAAUUAGGAAACCUUAAACAACACCAGCGAAUUCACACAGGAGAGAAACCACACCACUGUAAGGAAUGUAUGAUGUGCUUCACUAAAUUAGGAAAUCUUAAAAGACACCAGCGAGUUCACACAAGAGAAACACUAGUGUAAUGAAUUUGGGAAGAGCUUCACUUGAGUAGACAAGACUUGACUUAAAUCAUACAAUCGAAUUCACACAGUAGUGAAACGCUUAUCUAUUUUACUGAAAGUGGGGUAAAUGUUUAAUCUGAAGGGACACCUUUAAAAAACCAUAGGGGAUCUAGUUUGCUCUCCUGGUGUGGUAAUUCCUAGACUUGAUGGGAUUGACUUGGGGCUUUCUGAUCACAAGGCCAUCUUUCUGAAUAUAGCUAUUCCUCUUCCGCCUCCUCCUAGUAACCGUACUAUCACUUUUCGUAAUAUUAAGUCAGUUGAUCCUGAUGCAUUCAUAAACUGGCCUUUUCAUCAACCUCAGGUCUACUCGAUCGAGGAAUCUGUUAUUCACUAUAAUCAUGCAUUAACUUCUAUUCUGGAUGACCUUGCUCCUGUUAAAACCUGUGUGGUUUCGUUUACAUGCGCCAGCCCCUGGUACACUAAAGAGCUACGCUCUGCAAGGGCCACCGGCCGUCUUCUAAAACGACAGUGGAAGAAGUCUGGCUUGACUAUCCAUGCGCAGAUUUAUCAACAAUACCAGGUUGCUUAUAGAGUUGCUAUUGGCAGUACUAGAUCUUUAUACUAUUCCUGUAUUAAAAGAGGGAACGGAAAUCCUAAAGCUCUCUUUACCACCUUUAAUAAGCUGUUACACCCUGUUCACAACACUGCAUCCUCAGCAUCUGUUGACCAGUGCAAUAUAUAUACUUAAAGCUUUUUCAGAAUAAGAUUGAUAACAUCAAUAAUCAGCUGCGCUCUUCUCCUUGUCCUUACUUUACUGUUGUGUCAAGUCCUCCUUCACCGGUGUCUGGGCUAUCUCACUUUUCUAUUGUCGAUACUGCCUAUAUUUAUAAAUUUGUCGGCAAAAUGAGACCCACUACUUGCCUUUUGGAUCCUAUUCCCACUACUUUUAGUUAAGGUCUGUUUUCCAGCUCUAGGUCCUUUUGUUACCACAUUAAUCAAUGACUCCUUGGUAUCUGGUUCUGUUAUUAUUAUUAUUAUUAUUAUUAUUAUUAUUAUCAUCAUUAUUAUUAUAAUUUAUUUAUUUAUUUAUUUCUUAGCAGACACCCUUAUCCAGGGCGACUUACAAUCGUAAGCAAAUACAUUUCAAGUGUUACAAUACAAGUAAUACAAUAAGAGCAAUAAAUACAAUAACUUUUGUUCAAGCAAAGUACAAGUGUGACAAACCACAAUUCAAUAAUACAGCAGAUAAUAGUGAUAGUUACAUCAGGAUAUGAUUAAAUACAAUGACUGUUCCAUCAGUGUUGAAGAUUGCUGCUAUUACGCCAGUUUUAAAAAAGCCUGGCCUUGACCCCGAUAUACUAAACAACUACAGGUCCUAUUUCUAAUCUACCAUUCUUCUCUAAGAUACUUAAAAGAAUAGUUUUGUCUCGGCUUCAAAAUUAUUUGCUGACUGAUGAGUUACUUGAACCUUUUCAGUCAGGCUUUAGAGUUAAGCAUAGCACUGAAACAGCCUUGGUAAGAGAAGCCAAUGACCUGUUUAUGACUGCAGACACAGGGGCCCUUAACAUUCUUCUUUUAUUAGGAGGGUUAGGUCGGCCAGGGUGUCCUCGGCUCACCGCGCACCAGCGACCCCUGUAGUCUGGCCGGGCGCCUGCGGGCUUGCCUGUAAGCUGCCCUGAGCUGCGUUGUCCUCCGACGCUGUAGCUCUGAGGCGGCUUCACGGUGAGUCUGCAGAGUGUAAAGAAGCGGGCGGCUGACGGCACACGCUUUGGAGGACAGCGUGUGUUCAUCUUCGCCCCUCCCGAGUCAGCGCAGGGGUGGUAGCGGUGAGCUGAGCCUAAAAAUAAUUGGGCAUUUCAAAUUGGGGAGAAAACAAUAAAAACUAAUUGGCAACGACUACAUUUAAAAAAAUAAUAAUAAUAAUUGUGACAAAACAGAAAUUAUUUUCAUCGGCUCCCAGUCCCUGGUUCACAGAAUUGGUCAAUUUAAUCUGGAUAUUGAUAAUAUAAAUGUAUCUCCUUUCAAUGUAGUACGUAGCCUGGGUGUUAUCUUUGAUUCCACUCUGACCUUUUGAAACCCAUAUUAAAAAUGGCACUAGGGUGUCCUUCUUCCAUCUCCGUAAUAUUGCACAGAUAAGGUCCCUUUUAUCUCUCUCUGAUGCUGACAAAUUGAUUCAUGCUUUUGUUACUACUAGGCUUGAUUUAUUGUAAUGCGCGUCUAUCUGGAGUCUGCAUAAGAGCUUUAAACAAGUUCCAAUAUGUGUAGAAUUCUACUGCUCAUGUUUUAACCCAUACUGCAUCUCGGGAACAUUACACCUGUGCUUUUAAAUUACAUUGGCUCCCAAUACGAUACAGGGUGGACUUUAAGAUCAUGGAGUGACUUGUAUGUGAGCAGCAUGCACCAGGAUAUCUGCGAGACCUGCUUCAUGUCUACUCUCCAGUUCAUACUCUCCGCUCCUCCAACUCUGGUUAUCCUCGACCACCUAAAACUAAGCUUCGGUCCCCGGGAGAUAGCCUUCUACAGUGCUGCUCCAUGUCUCUGGAAUGCACUGCCCUGCUUUAAGAGACUCGGAGACUGGUGAGAUUUUUAAAACCUGUCUCAAAACACAUAUUUUUAAACUGGCCUUCAAGGAUCUGUGUUAAUGCUGUUCCUUAUUUUGUUGAAUGUAUUUUAUCACUGUAUUUUAUCUUGCCCUUUCGUCUUGUGUUUUGUCUUGCCUCGGCUAUGUUAAGUGCUUUGGGUUUGGAAAAGUGCUCUAUAAAUUAAAUGUAUUAUUCAUUUUA